AUUUGUGAAAAUGCGUGCCGAUCGAAACUAUCUCACGCUUUGCCUGACUGUGAGUAACUUGUCUGGCGUCAUCUCAUCGUCCGUUGCCUUCUCUUGGUGACGCACAUCUCCUAUUCCAGAGUGAAGAUGAAGUAACACAACUCGUCAUGCGCGUCUUGUGGCUCCAAAGCAUUCACGCUGCUGCUGUCGUGCUAGCCAGCGAGCCGCGCUGGGUUCGCAAAGGCCAAAACUUUCACGGUUCAGCAUUUUGUCCUGCUCCUUCGAUCGCCGUCCUUCGAAAAACAAGUGUUCGAUAUAAAGAGCAGGUUUAUUUCGGAGUGCAUGAGGAAAUAUUGUGUCGACGUUGCAAAGACAGUUCGACGCUUUUGUGCAUGUCGCGCGACAAAAAGACGCCGACGGCACUGGACACUACUCCUGUGAUGGAAGACUUCUCAGGUAGCCGGAAAAUAAUUCCAAAGCCCGCGACGAAAGGAUCAAAAAAGCAGAUCACCGAUUCCAAGCAAAGAUUAAUUGCAAAAGAGAAAAAAGUUGUCAAGAAGCGACUGUCAACAAAGGGCAAACAAAAAACUAUCACCGCGAAAGAAAACGAUUCGUCUCUACUUACAUCGAAACAAAAAACAACAAAACGUGCAUCGACUACAGAUAAAGGUCCAUUACACUGGAGAUCUUUAGAUGAUGUGGUUCUUUUUAAACCUCACGGAUGCGUUGUGGUUGUCGAUGAUGAUGACAACGAGCCAACCGACAUUUUUUCCAACGUGACGGGUCGUGUCGCUUUUACGGUACGGGGCAAUCCACUUCCCCUGAGACGACAUCGCACGGCACGUGGUUUUGUAUAUAAUCCUUCUGCAAAGGCACAGGAAUCGUUCCGUGAUAUUGUUUCCCAUAUGGUUACUGGAUUCCGUGACGAAUUACACCUCUUGAAAGGAACCCAUCUACCGAUUGCAGCAGGUGUUCCCUUCUUUCCGGAAGGACAGGCGUUGGUUAUGACUAUCCUUUUUUCGAUGAAACGGCCGAACAAUCAUUUUGUGGCUAAUCGUCGGGGAAUGCUUGAGGACGGAUGUCGUUUGAAGGCAACGGCGCCGUCCGUGACGUCUCCCACUCGAACCGAUGUGGACAACCUCGCCAAGUUCGUCCUUGAUUCCUGUAACGGACUUUUGUACGAAGACGAUCGGCAAGUGAUAUCGUUGCAUGUGACAAAAGUACUCGACGAGCAAGGCACAUGUCUCGGAUCGACGCAGGUGGAUUUGCGAGCUGUCCGAGACGAUGAAAUACCUCUGCUAUUGAAUCGGUCUUUUUCACUUCUGUAGAAAAAGGAAUGUCGUCAAUUCCUGUCUACAGUUUCUGUCGGUCAUAUGGGUUACUGGCAACUUUUGCUUUGAGUUUUUAUCGAUUAGAAAACUAAAGACAUGGGGUAUAGCAAGGCACCAAAGUUAGUGGAC
Molecule: messenger RNA, 1439 nt
Organism: Phaeodactylum tricornutum CCAP 1055/1
Lineage: Eukaryota; Bacillariophyta; Bacillariophyceae; Surirellales; Neidiaceae
Product: endodeoxyribonuclease
Exons: 1
Coding region: 147-1307 (386 amino acids)
Biological process (GO): DNA repair; DNA recombination
Molecular function (GO): magnesium ion binding
Source: RefSeq, a predicted model, not a curated record